GGUUCAUCGGUUCGCAUCAGGACCGCAGCAAGUACGGCAGAUUGUACCGUGGCCAGUGUGCUCGUGCGUGUUGAUAUUCAGGCCUCCCUCUCGACGAACAGAUCACAUAAUGUAGUCCCUCCAAAGCCCACAAGCAACCAAACCCCGUGAUGACGACCGGAAAUGCCAAAGACCGAGAUAGCCGACCCUCUGAUGCCGUUCCCCCGCACAAGCACCCCAACGACGAUGAGCCAACUGUUGGUUGGAAAUGGAUGGCAGCGGUGGAUAGAAUUCUUCACACCCUAACCGGACACGAUCGCCGUUGUGUGGACUCGUUCGAUGGCUUCGUGCACCGUUGCAUGUACCGUCCGGUCGAUGGUGCGUCCCUUGCCGUGGCGCGCAUCCUUUUCGGUCUCGCUAUGCUCAUCGAUAUACCGGAGGAGCGUGGUGGCGGUGACCUAGACCUUCGUUGGGGUGAACCACGUGACUGCCGGUUCCCAUUGAUUCUUUCCAUGGAACCACCGGCCUUACCACGGAUGGGCCUGAUCUAUGGUUUGAUGUGGCUCGGUGCGGCAGGGAUGAUGCUCGGUUACCGGUACCGGCUGUCGGCCAGCCUCUUUACCGGGACUUACUGGUACGUGUUUCUGCUGGACAAGAGCGCCUGGAACAAUCACAGCUAUCUAUACGGACUGCUCGGUGUGCUGUUCCUCUUUACCGAUGCGAACCGCUGCUGGUCGAUUGAUGCUUGGCGGGAACCGUAUCCGGAUGAUACGGUGCCAUUCUGGAAUUAUUUCAUUCUCAAGUUCCAGUUCUUUGUGCUGUACUUUAUCGCCGGGCUGAAGAAGCUUUGCCACGAGUGGUUGUCCGGCUAUGCGAUGACCAACCUCAGCUACCACUGGGUGUUUGCACCGUUCCGAGUGGUGAUAGGGGCCAAGCUCACCGAUUUACUGAUCGUGCACUGGUUCGGUUGUCUGUUUGAUACGUCCAUCGUGUUUUUCCUCAUCUACGGACCUACGCGCCGCAUUGCAACCGUGUUUGCCAGUCUGUUUCAUCUUAUGAACUCACGGCUCUUUCACAUCGGUAUGUUUCCUUGGGUCUGCCUGACUCAGCUACCCCUCUACUACAGUGUAAGCUGGCCAAGGCGUAUCGUGCUAUCGAACACAUUCGCCAAUAACCCGGGAAAAGCAGCGACAGAGCCGGGGCUCGUGGAAUCAGUUGGGAUCGGCGCGUUUUCUAACGAAAAAAUGAAUCACCAGCGAAGUCGUCGACGCUGGACCAUGAUGACGAUGCUGGCAUAUUGCUCACUGCAACUAUUCCUCCCAUACUCUCACUUCCUCACCCAAGGGUACAACAACUGGACGAACGGACUGUACGGAUACUCGUGGGAUAUGAUGGUGCACGCCUGGGAUACGAUCAUGAUUGGGAUUCGUGUGGAAGACCGCGAUGGUCACGCACCGAGCACCGGGCCAGUGCUGUACGUGGAACCGUACGCCUUUACGGACAACGAUCGCUGGACGAAGCAUGCCGACAUGGCCGUACAGUUUGCGCGCUGCAUCGAGCGUAACAUCCACCGGGAACGGCAAACAAAGCCAAACAUAUCAAUCUACUUCGAUAUAUGGUGCAGCAUGAAUGGACGGUUCCAGCAGCGGAUAUUUCACCCCCACGAGGACAUUCUACAUGCACCCUGGUCUCCGUUUCAGCCGGUCCCGUGGGUAUUGCCUUUGCUGAACGAAUUCAACGGUCUGCGGGACACGGUCAUGCGUCGAAUCACCGAAACUGUGCUGAGUUGGAGCAACUACACGGAUGUACUGUUCAUUGCGGACUUUCCUGGGCUAACGUUGCACAAUUACGUCGCCAGCGACCUGUACAACGUCACACUGACGGUGCUCAACGGUACGGUACGCUUCGCGAUGGCCAUCGAUGACGAGAUGUUGGAUGCUGUGGAGCCUGGCCCUCCGGUGAUUCUCGGUCCGGGUGGUACCACACCGGUGCUUUCGGGACAUUUUCAUGCAAUCGAAACGCUCGGUGAGGAACCGUCCUGCUUCAUGUACACCUUUGUCAAUCGAACCAAGGAGUUGGCCGACCUCAAGGGCGCGCCAGUUAAAGAUGAACGCAGCGCACCAAUGCUUCCGCUGCGUGAGGAGUUUCUUCAUCGAUGGGAAAACUUUGUCCGCUUCGUACAGCACGUUGGUAACUCGGUGCUGUUCGAACUGUACGGUGUACCUAUGCCACGACGUUUGAAAGAGCUCGUAGUAGAUGGUGGUUAAACCGCCGAAUUGAUCGCUGUACUUCUAUUUGUGUGCGUGGUGUGUUGUAGAACUUGGUGGGCAAAUGAUGUUGAUUUACUUUUUAUCUACGGAACGGAACAGCCGAUGGCAUCUUGAAGGGAAUCUAUUUUUGGCAAAUAAAAUU
Molecule: messenger RNA, 2391 nt
Organism: Anopheles aquasalis
Lineage: Eukaryota; Metazoa; Arthropoda; Insecta; Diptera; Culicidae
Gene: GC
Product: gamma-glutamyl carboxylase
Biological process (GO): peptidyl-glutamic acid carboxylation
Molecular function (GO): gamma-glutamyl carboxylase activity; vitamin binding
Source: RefSeq, a predicted model, not a curated record